This is a messenger RNA of Brassicogethes aeneus, 1621 nucleotides long. The record is from the annotation of a GenBank genome assembly. NCBI's taxonomy places the organism in Eukaryota, Metazoa, Arthropoda, Insecta, Coleoptera, Nitidulidae.
AUGGCCGACAAGGCCGUUUCCACUGAAGACCUUUGCGUCAAGGAAACUCCGGAGGAACGGGCCUUAGGUGUGGUGAGAUUGGAGGCCAUUCUGCACACGCUGUUCGAAAACAAGAACAGAAAAAUAAAAACGACGGAGCUCAGAACAAAAGAAAAUCUCGAAGUUCUGCAGACGGCCAAGAAAUUCGACAUUCCCUACACCGUCUUAGACAGGAUGGCUCUUAUAGGCCCCAAAGUUGGGAAUGCUCCUGCGAAGAAGCAGAAGAAGAAGAAGAAGAUCCCAAGGCUGAAGGAGGUGUUAUGCCCUAUGGGACAGUCUGCACGGAUGGCCCAUGUCCCAGCUGCAUAAUUCCACCCGACUGUUGCUGCGCCGCUGACCUAAACGUUCGCAUGCACUUCGACGACGACUAUAUUUCUUUGAAAAUCGAGGAAACUGAUGAAAUCAUAUCGGAGGAGGCGUUGCGACGCGCUAAGCGUAAACGACGCCGUCGACGUAAGCGUCGCAUGAAGCGCGCCAUCGCCAUGGGCACCUAUGAUCCAGAGGCGGCCACGCACAUUCACGACAGACGGUACAAGAAGGUACUGGACGAUGAAGACUUGCCACAACCAGCGAGGUGGACAAUUGUGGCUACCGCCUGUAUAUUACUUUUCAUGUGCCUCCUCCUCAUAGGAAUCACCCUAAGGAUGGCUCCCAUCAUUGAUGAUAUGGUUCGAAAAGAGAAUGAAGAACUGAUGAAUUCUCUAUCAAAGGGAUACAAUUUGACUGCCGUCCGUAGUUUGUCGUGACUUGUCAUUUACAUUGCACUGUCUUUUUCAAAAACUACCCUUGGUCAAUUAUACUAAUUUACCAUUUCAAAUAUAACUGUCAGGAUUGACCAAUGGUCUUUUAAGAAAGAGACAAAAUCGCGACUUGCACUGUAUACUACACAAGGUCUCCAUUCCAGUCAAAAACAAAUUAAGGAGUUUUUAAAAAUCAAACUAACUGAAUUUUUUUGGAACUUUUACCUCGUAUGUAAAAUAUACCUAAUAUAAUUUUGGUGACUUUUAUAAUAUCAUAAAACUUUCUACUAUACGGGUCUCUGUAAUGGUUGUGGUCGAAGGACUAUGUUGUAGGUUUUUUAAAAACACUCUGUAUAAUAAUGGUUCUUCUUGCAUAUUAUUUUGUCGAACAAGGAAGACCGGCGUCCCAACCCAAUUAACAACAUUAUUGCAUAUUAAUUGAUCCUACAAUAUUGAUUUUUCAUGCGAAUUUGCACUCUAAAACAAAUUCGGGUAAUAUCGCACAAUAAAUGGGCCACACUGUAUAUAAUAUACUAUAAUAAAAUAGUAUUAAUAAACACAGGUUGCUUCUGAUUUUUAUUCUACAUUACUAUAACAUUUACAUUGCUGCUUUAAAUUAAAAAUUAAAAUUGCAUUGAAUUAAAUUAUCUUAAAAUAUUAGGUAUAUAAACAUAUAUAUAUAUAUAUAUAUAUAUAUAUAUAUAUAGGGUAAACCACAUAGUUAUUGGACUCUUAAGGAAUAUUAUUUAUAAAAACAUGCAAAAAAGUAUAGUAAUUGGACAUUUUAUAUAGUAAUUGGACACAUGGACCAUAGUUAUUGGACAUACAAAUUUUAUAUAAAC